AAUGACCGAAGUCGAUGUCGUUUUGCCGGAGGGCGUGGCCGAGCCCACGACAAAGCUUGCCAGCGCAUCAACAGCAGAUUCGCCGCAGAACCUUCAAAAGCCCGAGGAAGAGGAACGGAAUGUCGACGAAGUUGAUGAUGAUGAGGAUGAGGGAGCUGAGGCCGAGGCUGACCCCGAAGCUGAUGCUCCAGUCGAAAGUGACCUGGAAUUGCCCGCCAAGGAGAAGCUAUCUUCGGACGACAAGGAGAUCGCCAAGGAAGAUGUUUCCCAGGCUUCACCGAAAGCACCAGCUCCUGAGGAGAUAAUGGAGGUGGACGACCACCCCACGGAGGUAGAGGAGGUUGCAAACACCGACGAGGAUGACUCUCAGGUCACGGACAGUAGCCCCAAGGCGGUGAAGCAGCCCGAAGAUGUAGAUGACGUCGAGGAGGCUGCCACAAAUGGCGACCACGAACCAGAGGACGACGACGAUGUCGAAAAAAUCGGCAGCACUGCCGAAAACAGCUGUGAAGCCGAAGAUCCGCUGGGAGCGGCCACAGAGGAACAGGAUGGGGAUGAUGUAGAGCUGGUUAGCGGCACAAAGACGUUACCGGAUGAGGAGGAGAGCCAGCCCAGCGAAAAAGGCGAAGGGGGCGAGGAGGCGGUAACGAGAAAGGAAAAUGGCUUUGUGGUUAGCCCGCAGCCGGGUUCCAAACAGAAGGAGAACGGCCAGGCUAGCGUGGCGGAAGCAAAAGCGGCCAGCCAGAAUAUUGAUGGUAUUGUCAACCUGGACGAGGACACUGACGAAGAAAUGGACGAUCUCACAGAACACAAGGAGCCGGCAAAGCCCACGGACUUGGUUGUCAAACCGGCGGCGACGGCAGCAUCUGUCAGCGGCGGAGAGUCCUCCGAUGACGCAGUGCUGAUAGCCUCUGAUUCUGAGAACGAGGCAGCAGCUCCAUCGCCAGUAAAGAAGCUUCCCCAAUCGCCGGUCAAGGCAACGCCCCAGCCUCCGGUGCACCCCACAGAUGAUGAUGAUGAUGAUGACGAUGAUGAUUGCGUGGUCAUAGAAGACGACACACCCCCAAGUAUUUCUCCCACUAGUAUGAAGCGAAAAGGCGACUUGGAUGACUUACAGCCGAGUCACAAACGACAGCGCAGCUCGACGCCCUCGGGAAUGGGUGGGCUGACCAUCAAGGACGCCCGGUCAUUGAUGCCCCUCGAUGGAGUCGGUGGACCUGUUGCUUCGGGUCCCCGGGACUCUGUUUACCCUGUUACCAUAACGAAUGCUGUGACGGGUGCGGCCACAAAUUUGGGAGUUGUUCCACCGAAACUGGUUCCAAUGGCCGGAGGACUCAGCUCGAGCCCUGCGCAGCUGAAUCCGCCAACGCUAUCCCUCACCGGCGGUCUGCCCAGCAUGACCAACAAUGCGAAUCUGCUGCCGGGCCUCACCGACGACAUGUUUGUCCUGGAAGCACCGUCGUUCAUUGUGCCCUACAUCUAUGAGAAGCCCCCGAACCAGAACAUCUGCGAAGUGGUCAAGGCCCUCGAAACGAAGUACGCCCUUUCCGCCGAAGAUCUGGCCGAGGCGGACAAGGGGGACGAGUUCGACAUGAUGACUGAACAGAACAAGGAGGACAAGCCGGAUCAGAGUACGGAGCAGUCUAGCAAGAAGAAAAAGAAGCGUGGGGACGACGAAUCAUGGUCGGAGCAGUCGGAUGACGACGACGACGAUGACGAUGAUGACGACUCGGAGUCGGGUGUGCGCACCAAGGUGCUGAUCAAGGAGGCUAACGACGACCUCACUGCCCUGAAAGGAGCCAUAAAGCCAGCAUCGGCGUUGGCGGCCUCCGGAGGUAACGCAUCGGCUGGAGCCAGCAAGCCCGGCCAGGAGAACUACUUCGAGAGUCCGCUGGGCAAGUUCUUCAUGGACAUUGGCGUGGGCUUGGUGCAGGAGUACGUCCAGGCGGAUCUUUUGCGAUUGCAGAAGCGCAAGAUGCGCAAAUCGAACGUGCGAGAUCCCAAGGAGUUCGAAAUGGCCAUCAAUGCCCUGUCCGGCAAUCUGCAGGCCUCCAAAACGAAAAAUGCUCCAUUCAAGUUCCGGAUGAAGCGCUGCGAGUUCUGCAACUUCAAGUCGGAGUCGGCCAUGGCGAUGGCUAACCACUACGAGACGCCGCACAUGAACGGGGUGCUGUACAAGUGCAACUUCUGCACGUUCGAGAUCCGGAAUGCAACGGAGAUUGUUUACCACAUGGAGGCGGUGCACAACAUCAAGGCGCGCCUGAUCAAGCCACUGCCCUACCACCAGUGUCCCAACUGCGGUUUCGAGGACAACGGCAAGGCGAAGUUGGCUCGGCAUCAGCCCGUUUGCGCCAAGAAGUUCCGGCCGGAGCUGAACCUGGCGCCGCCAAACGACUGGGAGGCUCCAGCCAAGAUACCGCGAAUCAAGCCACGCCACGGACUUGUGGGUACUGCCACUGCCUAUCAGGCUAUGGCUGCGCAGGCAGCAGCUCAGAAGGCUGCCUUGGCCACCAUCCAGCAACAGCAGGCUGCAGCUCAGGCCAGGAAUCUGCAGGCCGCGGCUCUGGCCGCCCAAAAUGCCGCCAAGAUGCGACGAGAGCAACGAGCGGCGCAACCGCCCAAGCAGAAUAUGGUACGCAACCCGGCUCCAGUGCGGGGAGGCAACGCAAUCGGUGCUGGUCUUUCUCUGCCAAACAGCUACCAACUGGCUGCCGGACAACUUGUCCAGGCGUCCAAGAAACCGAUGGCCGGCCAGCCAAGCAUCUCGAUAACGCCAUUACCUCGACAGAGUUCGGCGGGUGCCAAUGCGGGAGCUUCCUCCAGCAAGGUGCCUCCAGCGGCUGCUGGCAUGAAGCCAGGUCAGAGUCCCAGCGGCAACAACAAGGCGCAGUUCGUCAUAUGCGAGAUCUGCGAUGGCUAUAUUAAGGACCUGGAACAGCUGCGCAAUCACAUGCAAUGGAUGCACAAAGUGAAGAUUCAUCCGAAGAUGAUCUACAAUAGGCCGCCAUUGAAUUGCCAAAAGUGUCAGUUCCGAUUCUUCACGGACCAGGGACUGGAAAGGCAUUUGCUUGGCUCACAUGGCUUGGUCACAAGCUCCAUGCAGGAGGCUGCCAACAAGGGCAAGGAUGCCGGGCGCUGCCCCGUUUGCGGCAGGAUGUACCAAUGGAAGUUGCUGAACCACGUGUCGCGCGAUCACCACAUGACCCUGAAGCCCGCACACCUCUCCUACAAGUGCACCGUGUGCACGGCCACCUUCGGCAUGUACAAACAGUUUGAGACGCACGUGUACACCGCCCACAGCACGGUGGCCAGGAAGGCGAUGGACAGCAAGAAGAACAGUGCGCAGUCGAGCGGGUCGGGAUCUGGGGCUGGAAUGUCGCGCAGCUCGCUGGGAGCGGCCAAUGAUUCGCUGCUGAAGCCUUUAAAGAUCAACGAUGAGAUCACCAUAAUACCACAGCCCGCAUCGAAGCCACGCAUCACAAAUAUGGAGAGUCAUGUCAUAGAUUAAAGAACAUGUUGGAUGAACCAAAUACCUAAUCUCGCAAAGUUUGCAGCAUUGACAGCGCUUUAACAUUAGUUUCGUUUUUAAGUCCAGAGCAGUGACCUUGUCACCCCCAAGGUCGUCGUAACCAUUUACUUUUGUAAGACGAGUUGUAUGUAUAAAGUGCAGAGAAGUAACGGAAGUAAAGGAGAAUGGUAAACCCGAGUGUUUGGCCACCUAACCCCUGACUAAACUAGUGUUAGGUAUAAAGUUGCGUCUUAAUCACUAACACGAGCUACAGGAUACACGAUUAAGCAUAAAGUCUAACGGCUUAGAUACAGAUACAAGUUAGAGAUACUAGUUACGGAUUAGUUAUAUACGUUUUUGGAGUGUGCACAUAAGUUGAAGUUGUAGCUACUACUAAAAAUACCACAUACAUAUACAUACAUAUAUAUAUAUAUAUACAUAUUUAAAUAUAUUUAAUGCAUAUUAUGAAGAAGCCGCCAGAGCGCAUCGUCUGCAUGAUGACUAUGUAAAUUAGUUAAAAACUAAACUAUUUAUACGACAACUACGAGUAUCCAAAUGUGUGUUGCAGUAUGUAUAUACAUUUUUGAUUAGGUACCUCCUGUCCACCUCCCCUACCGCCCCUCGAAAUUGGCAUUGUCCUGUGGGUUGUCCCCUCCCCCCAGAUUAGAGUCUUAGGCGGCAGGCGAAAUAAGAGAGAGAGAGAGGACCUUUAGAAAUUGAUCUGAGAGACGUUCAACUUUUAAUUUUUUGUGUACAAGCUUAAAUUUAUAUUUAUAUUAAACAUUAUCGAUUAAUAUUAAAAGUAUAUAUCAUCUAUUACCGCCUAAGAACCAAACCCCCAUGUACUACAGUUAUAAAGCAAAACACACACACACAACCAACAACAACAACAACAAACUG
This is a messenger RNA of Drosophila bipectinata, 4408 nucleotides long. RefSeq names its product MEP-1 (gene MEP-1). Gene Ontology annotation, cellular component: nucleus. Gene Ontology annotation, biological process: positive regulation of transcription by RNA polymerase II. NCBI's taxonomy places the organism in Eukaryota, Metazoa, Arthropoda, Insecta, Diptera, Drosophilidae. The record is from RefSeq and is a predicted model, not a curated record.